AUGCUCAGGAGUCAGCUUUGUUCGACGAACAAAAGCAGACGACAACUCACUGCGUUCUUUCUUACUAGGCUUCUUUUUCUUUUCAACAAUAGCCCAUUUAUUAUCCCACUGGCUUUCGUACUCACUUGUGAGAGAAUCAUUUUCACCGUCUUUCUUGUCUGUUCUUUGUUGUUCAAGUUAUCAACAAUAAAUCUCUUCCUCUUUCUUCAUCAUCUUCCCUCUUCUUUCCUUUUCUUUCUUCCUCUCUUCUCUCCCCCAUCUUCUCUUCCUAUUUCCUCUUGUUUUCUUGCUCUUUCCUCUUCUUCUUUCUUCCUCGUCUUCUUGUUCUUUUCCUCAUUCGUCUUCUUGUUCUUUCCUCUUCUUUCUUCCUCUCUUCUCUCCCCCAUCUUCUCUUCCUCUUUCCUCUUGUUUUCUUCCUCUUUCCUUUUCUUCUUUCUUCCUCAUCUUCUUGUUCUUUUCCUCUUUCGUCGUCGUGUUGUUCUUUCCUUUUCUUUCUUCCUCUCUUCUCUCCCCCGUCUUCUCUUCCUCUUUCCUCUUGUUUUCUUGCUCUUUCCUCUUCUUCUUUCUUCCUCGCCUUCUUGUUCUUUUCCUCUUUCGUCUUCUUCUUGUUCUUUCCUCUUCUUUCUUCCUCUCUUCUCUCCCCCAUUUUCUCUUCCUCUUUCGUCUUCUUGUUCUUUCCUCUUCUUUCUUCCUCUCUUCUCUCCCCCAUUUUCUCUUCCUCUUUCCUCUUCUUGUUUUCUUCUUCUUUCCUUUUCUUCUUUCCUCCUCAUCUUCUUGUUCUUGUUCUUUUCCUCUUUCGUCUUCUUCUUAUUCCUCGCUAGUUUUUCUUUCGGAACGCCUUAUCCGCUCCUCUCUCUCCAUCUUUACUUUCCCUCUCUGCCCUCAUAUUCUCUCUCUCUCUCUCUCUCUCUCUCUCACUACUUUCAUAUUUUUCUUUCUCUCUCUCUCACUCUGCCUUCGUAUUUUUUCAUUCUCUCUCUGCCUUCAUAUUCUCUCUCUCUCUGCUUUCAUCUUUUUCUCUCUCUCUCUCUCUCUCUCUCUGUCCUCCUUUUUCUCUCUCUCUCUGCCCUCAUCUUUUUUUUUUUUCUGUCAUCUUUUAUCUAUCUAGAUCUCUCUCUCUCUCUCUACUUUCAUAUUUUUCUUUCUCUCUCUCUCACUCUGCCUCCGUAUUUUUUCAUUCUCUCUCUGCCUUCAUAUUCUCUCUCUCUCUCUGCUUUCAUCUUUUUUCUUUCUCUCUCUCUCUCUCUCUCUCUGACUUUUUUCUUUGUCUUUCUCUGCCUCCAUCUUUCUCUCUCUCUCUGUCCUCAUCUUUUUCUUCUCUCUCUAUCUCUCCCUCUCUCUCUGCCCUCAUCAUCUCUUUCUCUCUCUCUCUCUGCUUUCACCUUACCUUUGACUGUGCAUGCUUCUUGUCCCCUUUUUUUCGUUGGUCUCUCUCUUUCUCUCUCUCUCUCUCUUUCUCUCUCUCUUCCUCUACACACAACUUUCCGUACCUUUCAGGCUCUAUACAUGUUUCUCUUUAUCUACCUUUCUCUCCACAUCCUGUCCCCUUCCCUACAGUUGCUUGUAUUUCUGUUUUCUUCCUGUCUGAAACAGCUUCUACACUCUCCUUCCUCUAUUCAUCUCUCUUUCCCUUCCUUCUCCAUAUACAUUUUAUCCCUAUUCUUUAUGCGUCUCCCUUUUGCAUUUCUCUCCUCAGCAUGCCGUGUCAUAAUGGAGCCUAUGAAAUAUUCAAGUCAUGUCUACACGAGGUCAUUAUAUUGUAUAAUGAGUUCGAGGUCUUGA
This is a messenger RNA of Acanthosepion pharaonis, 1782 nucleotides long. The record is from the annotation of a GenBank genome assembly. NCBI's taxonomy places the organism in Eukaryota, Metazoa, Mollusca, Cephalopoda, Sepiida, Sepiidae.